This is a messenger RNA of Cyphellophora europaea CBS 101466, 1032 nucleotides long. RefSeq lists its product as uncharacterized. The record is from RefSeq and is a predicted model, not a curated record. The transcript has 2 exons. NCBI's taxonomy places the organism in Eukaryota, Fungi, Ascomycota, Eurotiomycetes, Chaetothyriales, Cyphellophoraceae. Bases 1 to 1032 code for a protein of 343 amino acids. Gene Ontology annotation, cellular component: Set1C/COMPASS complex. Gene Ontology annotation, molecular function: protein binding; chromatin binding.
AUGGUCAGACAAUACCGUCCAGCUAAGCAAUUCCCAGCAACGAAGCGGUCCGACGGCGCCGAUGCGCAUAUCACUUCACUCGACUUUGACGACCAAGGCGAAUACAUGGUAGCUGCUGCGGACGAUGAGACCAUGACUAUCUUUGAUAUUAAAGAGGGCAAGUCAACGAAGAACAUUCCCAGCAAGAAAUAUGGCGUCCAUCUCGCGAAGUUCACCCACCAUUCGAGGCAGGUUCUAUUCGCCAGCACUAAGCAAGAGAACUCAUUACGACUGCUUGAGCUGCACAACGAGAGUUUCGUGCGCUACUUUACCGCCCACGAAGCCCAAGUCACCUGCGUUGCUCUGUCGCCAGCCAACGACCAGUUCCUAUCUUGCGGCAAUGAUGAUAUGGUCUGUCUAUGGGAUCUGAAUUCGAGGAGUCCUCAGGGAAAGCUCAAGUUGAUUACACCUUACCUUGCUGCUUUCGAUCCUGCCGCCCAGGUCAUGGCUAUUGCAUCCCAAUCCACGUCUUCGAUUCUGAUGUACGAUGUCCGGAACUUUGACAAGGCUCCUUUUGCAACCUUCUACAUGGACGAGCUGGAAGAUAGAUAUACACCAUCAACAAAAGGUCGGGCAUGGACGAAACUCGAAUUCUCAAAUGACGGGAAGAGUCUUUUGCUGGGAACAGACUAUCACGGUCAUUUCGUGCUCGACUCCUUCCAUGGAGCACUUAGGUCGUUCUUGGUCGGCAAAACGAACGGCACGGGGCGUGCAGCACCUGUCUCAACUUCUGGGAAGCCACUGGGUCAAGGUGACGCAUGCUUCACCCAAGACGGCCGAUUCGUGAUUGGAGGCACGGGUGAGGCUCCUGACCUACUUCUCUGGGACCUGCAGCAAGCGAAUGAUGGUGCACAAGAACCCACUGCAAAGCUGCCCAGUCAGGGCAUCAAGAGUGCGGUUGUUCAGACCAAUCCACGCUUCAACAUGAUGGCCACCGCGGAUACGAGAGUCUGUCUAUGGAGGCCACAGUCCCAAAUCAUGGGUGAGGUCUGA